Cyclocybe aegerita is the source of this 1272-nucleotide messenger RNA. The record is from the annotation of a GenBank genome assembly. Lineage: Eukaryota; Fungi; Basidiomycota; Agaricomycetes; Agaricales; Hemipholiotaceae.
AUGUCCGUCCGCUACGCUCCCCUCGCCAACCCGCGCUCAGCGCCGGACGCAGAGCGUGAAAUGCAGGACGCCUUCGACCUUGAUGAUGAGCACGACGACCAAGAGGGACAUGGGGCACAUGAGUCCACUCCACUCACCAACGUCCGCUCGAGCCAGCCAGAGUCGUCGUCGAACACAGAGACGACUGCCAUCCCCGGGACGUACGACUUCGAACGCGAGUACGACUUUCCGCCACCUGGGUCACCGCCGAGUCCGUCGGCCAGGGCACUCCCAAACGACUACGGCAACACGAACGGUUUCUUGCCCACAUCGCCUGUGGAUAAGCCAAAACCCAAACGCAGUUUCUUCAGCAGAGUAAUGGGCGCUGUUCUUCCCUCUAGAUACCACCGUGUGCCCACCGAACAUAUAACGCACCCCACUGGAGGGGGGAUCGAGAAUGAUGGCGUGUUUGCCAACGUUACUGCCAAGCCUCAGCCCGCCAGGGUUAUACAGGGAGAGGAUGGAGACAUUCACGUCGUGCCAGAGGAUACUCAGAAGGAGACACCUCCUUCUUAUCUCGAAGCACAGGCAGACGCAGUGCCGCCAUAUUGGGAAACCACGAUUCAUGCACCAGCAACUGUGGAUCCCAACGCAGACUUGAUCAUCGACGACCUCCCGACGGGGUCGUUCUUGAUUUUCUGUCUAAACACCUUUAUCUCGUUCUUCUUCCAAUUCGUCGGCUUCCUCCUCACGUAUCUCCUCCACACCUCCCAUGCCGCCAAAUUCGGCUCACGCGCCGGUCUUGGGCUGACGCUCAUUCAAUACGGAUUCUACUCGCGGACGAUGAGCUUGGCUGACGACACCCAGGGUGACGGCUCGUCGGGACAAGGUUCUGACGCCAACUGGCCAGGGUUCCCUAGCCCAACAGGAAGUUCUGAUGGAUCAACGCUACCAGAGCCACCGCAACCAUCCAGUGGCCAGAAUCCAGGUCAAGGAGAGAUGAUGAUGUCCACGACAUCUCGGGAUUGGCUAUCGUUCUUGUUCAUGACUCUGGGGUGGUUCCUUCUGCUUUCUUCUGUGAUUGGCUAUUGGAGGGUCAAGCGUUGGGAACAAUCUGUUCGCCCUCCACCGCCGCCACCAACAGCUGAAGAGUUGCAGAGGGAUCGCGAUGUCAGGAGACGCCUCGAAGAGGCUUUCGGAAUCCCUUUCGGAGAUCCACCUUCCCCCACCGUGCAAAGCCAGGCGGAGGAUGCUAGGUUGACGAGAGACCUAAGGGCUGCAGGACUGUUGUGA